Molecule: messenger RNA, 306 nt
Organism: Fusarium fujikuroi IMI 58289
Lineage: Eukaryota; Fungi; Ascomycota; Sordariomycetes; Hypocreales; Nectriaceae
Exons: 1
Coding region: 1-306 (101 amino acids)
Source: RefSeq, a predicted model, not a curated record
AUGCCUCCCCACUUUAGCGCCAGCGCAGGAACGCAAGCUCUCACUGAAACUUAUGGGCGCAUCUUUAACAGCAUCCAACUCACCAUCACGUUCGAUAUCGAUGAGAUUGUUCUGAUGUCGCCGGAAUGGGCUUUCGCAAGAACAACAGCAGAGGGAACAAAGACUAUGCUACAGACUCAAGCUUCAGAGCCUCAUUCUAACCAAGAGCUGUUUAUCUUGAAGAAGGAGGAUGGGACCUGGAAGAUUGCGCGAUAUGCCUUUUCUACUAUGAAGCCGCUUGUACAGGAUGGAAUUCGACGUAGCUAA